AUGGGAGUUCACCCAACACUAAAACAACUACUACCUUAUGGCAUCUAUAAGAUGAAAAAGGCUUCGGAAGGUAAUCCUGAAGAAAAAUCUGGAGCCGGAGCCCCUAAGCCAAUCGUUUUGGUUUCCACUCCAGGGAGAUUUUUACCCGGGUGGAAGCAGAACCUCAGUGUGUACUCCCAGUGCCGUGUGACCUUGCCCUGCAACUUCCAAUUCCACCGCUUCCCCUUCGGCUCCCACGUGUGUAACGGGACCUUCUACUUCCUCAAGGCUUCCAUCGAGAUGUUGUGGAGGAGGAAAGCUACAGUGGACGACGCUGAAUAUAAUGGCGAUACAAACCUCCUCGAUUUCCGUCUCAUCAACAUCACAAGCGAAACCGCCUUCACUCCAAUAUCGAAUGGCAGGGAAGUGACUUUCCUGGUCCUCAGCCUCCACCUGCAGAGCCUGUUCGAGUACCACCUGUUGAACAGCUUCAGCCCGAGUGCCCUCAUGUUUAUCAUCUGCUAUGCCACGCUCUUCAUCCCCAUCAGCGACUUCAACGAGAGGAUCAUGGUGUCCCUCACCGCCAUGCUGGUGCUGGCGGCGCUCUUCUCGCAAGCCACCGACUCCUACGUGAGGACGCCCUACUUUAAGCUCAUAGACAUCUGGUACGCCGUCAUCAUCGCCCUCUGCUUCGUCCUCGUCCUCGUCAACGUGGGCGUGAAUCGCGUCCGGCUUCAUGGCUGCACUCAGCGACUUAGUACUGAGAGUGAGUGUGAAAACCUGAAAAUUGCACGGAAAGGGAGAGACUCACGUCAGGUUCUUGAGCCACCCCCGACUGCCACACGCAUAAUGCUAAAACUGCAUAACGAUAUUAAGCCUAUUCCUAAAACAGCCAUACAGAUCCGUAAUCUCCGUAUAGAAUUAUCAUGA
Molecule: messenger RNA, 909 nt
Organism: Penaeus indicus
Lineage: Eukaryota; Metazoa; Arthropoda; Malacostraca; Decapoda; Penaeidae
Product: gamma-aminobutyric acid receptor subunit gamma-3-like
Exons: 3
Coding region: 1-909 (302 amino acids)
Biological process (GO): regulation of membrane potential; chloride transmembrane transport; signal transduction
Cellular component (GO): neuron projection; synapse; plasma membrane
Molecular function (GO): transmembrane signaling receptor activity; excitatory extracellular ligand-gated monoatomic ion channel activity; transmitter-gated monoatomic ion channel activity involved in regulation of postsynaptic membrane potential
Source: RefSeq, a predicted model, not a curated record